AGACUGUACUAUCCUAAUACUAAGACAAUUAUCUCUAUUCAGAUUAAAAUAACCGUUGUCUGAUAUGGCAUAACAGUUGAGCUAAUUUAUUGGUGGCUAAUAGUACACUUAACUGUUGAGGAACUGUAAUUUGCUACAAUAUUAAUCGGAUUAAGAUUUCUUAAUUUAGCAGAAGAAUACGACGGGAGUUGGAGAAACUAUCUGCAAUCACGGAAAUAUUUUCUAUAUUCUCUUACAAUACAAAUUCAAAGUUUUCACUUUUCGGAGAUGUGGAAUAGUAAUGAGAGCCUCAUCUCAAACCAGUAGCACGAGGGUGCAGUAAAACAGGCCUGACCUGCGAAACCACCCUCACCCUCUUCGUCUCAAUGAAUCUUUCAUAUUCAAUAUCUUUCGAAAAUUUUUGAAGUGUCUCCUGCAAGAAAGAAAGACAGAGAAAGAUACACUUGAGAAGUCAAAGUGUGGAACGAAGGAAGAAUAACGCUGCCAUCAGUAAGAAAGAAAAAGAGGAAAAAAGACAGAAGUAGAAGAAGGUGAAAGUAAGAGAGAGACGGACAGAGGGUGGGUGGUGGGGGGCUCUCGGUUUAAGAGAGAGGGAGAGAGAGGAGGUCGAAGGGAGUCGAGCGAGGAGAAUGACGGAUAGCCAGCAGCAGUUUUGCUUGCGUUGGAACAACUUUCAAGCUAAUAUCACCAGCCAAUUCGAGGCCCUCAGGGAUGACGAGGACUUCGUUGAUGUCACCUUAGCCUGCGAUGGUAGGCGUCUCCAGGCGCACAAGGUUGUCCUCUCCGCGUGCAGCCCUUACUUCAAGGAGUUGUUCAAGACAAAUCCAUGCAAGCAUCCGAUAAUAUUUAUGCGAGAUGUGGAGUUUGAACACCUGCAGUCACUUUUGGAGUUCAUGUAUGCUGGGGAGGUUAACAUAUCUCAAGCAGAAUUACCCACAUUUUUAAGAACUGCUGAGUCUCUACAAAUCCGUGGCCUCACUGACUCUCAAAAUAAUCAGCACAACAACGAAAAGCAUUUGAAGACAAACAACAUACACGCAUCAAAUGGCCGUGGGCUGAUCUCACCAAAUUUGGAGGAGGACCGUAGCAAAACUCCACCAACUUCAAGUCCUCCACCAUUAAAAAGGCUGUGCAAACGAAGUGAUUCGCCUCAAAUAUCUAGUCCAGUACCAGCUCCGGCGGCCUGUGCAACUGGAACGCCACGCACACGGCCAUUAAUUGAGCCACAGGUUCAACUUGACUGUUAUAAAGAUCUCGAUAUUGUUGAGCCAAAAAUAGAAUUACCAGAAUAUGGAAGCGAUGAUGAUUGUUCUCCAAAGCAGGAGGUCAACACACUGCCAAGUGGUUUUCUUAGCCUCGAUGGUGGCAUGGAAGUUUUGCCAUCUUAUCCACCUUCCUAUCAAGGUGGAGGAGCAGGAGGAGGAGGAGGAGGUGGAGGAGGGGGUGGUGGAUCACUAGAAGGUGGGAUGCCAGGACCAUCUCAUGCUGGUAAUACGGAAUUAAAUCAAGAACAACAAGGUCGAAGGGUACGCCGNGGCAGGCCGCGGCUUGGGACAAGGGGUGGAAAACAUGGAUCCCCGUCUGUACAGGGUAAUUCGCCAUCGAGGAGUGAAUGGUUACCCUUGGAUAUGAGAACUACACCUCCUGCUGCGAUGCCUGCUUUCCGUGGUUUCGAGGAGUCCUCUUCCGACGGCGUGGUGCACUUGGGAGAGGGAAUAGCAGUUUGCGAGGAACAACUAAGGGCUGUGAAAUGGAGCGAUUACAGAAAAUUGACCCGUGGACUGGCUGCAAUUUUGUUCAGCCCCACCGAGUUGGCCACCUGCUCGGUCACAGGACAACGAUGGAGCCGAGCUGGAACUGCCACUGAAAGACCAGUGAAACCUGCGCUAGAUAAGGCCAAAGUACAGGCUAUUAUAUCCUACGUGACAUCGAGGUUUCCCACAGUCGACGUGAGCAGCGUGAAGCAAGUGUUGGCUUACAAGUGCAAGGAGAACUCGACGGCACUCAAGAUGAAAUCUAUUAGAUACAUUUGUGAGAGACAGGAAACAGAAAGAUCACCAAGGGCAAAUCCCGAAGAUAAGUGAGAGGUGGUAGAAGUGCGUUGAACGUGCAGCCAUAAUCGAACAACUUCGCAACGUUCAAUCGAAUCUGGGGACUUCUUGCGGCUUGCGACUAACCUUCUUGCUUCGUCCUCUCUCGGCAUCGACACCUUGAAAAUUACUAUUUUCGAUUAAGUUGGCACGCCGUUUAAUCUGGCCGUGGUUAAUAUGCCACAUAACCACUGAGUUACACGAAGGAUUCGCUAUUGUUAAAAAGUUCAAGAACUUGAAGGAAUCAAUGCUGCCGUGUUAAUUCAAAUAGGUGUAUCUGGUCGAAAGGUGAUUUUGAGAAAAGUGUCUUUCGCCAUUUAACAACCAGGCAUCGAUUUCACAUACGUCCGGGAUAUGAAUUGUUAUAUCUUCAGUUUUAACGCAGAUACGACUCUCUUAUUUGCUAUACACACACAGGACAACUAUUUUUCUGCUGCCUGACAGCGAUGACUUGAUUUAAGCGGAAGUUGCAGAUAUACCUUUUUGACGUAACAAAGGCAGAAUACCAAGUCGAGUUACUUCGUAGAUUGAUAUUUUACCUUCGAUGAAACAAUGCCGAGACUAUUUGGACAGUUAAAGCCGUUAUAGGAUCAAUUCGUUGAUUGCUUCAGAGUACCAGAUUAUUCUGGUACAUGAUGUAGUUCAAUUACGUGAAGAAUUAAAAAAUCCUCGAAGGUACGGGGGAAGAACGUCUCUUUGAGAAAGAACGUGACGUCUUAAAUCGCGUAAUUUCCAGAUUUCCAUAAUUUGGAUCAUGUCAAGGUUGUCCUUAUGCCUUAAACCGCCGUGUUUUAAAUUAGCACCGCUAGGAUCGGUUGAAAAUCAUACGAAUCAAUAAUAUUACUUUCGUAAAGAAUUAUUCAAAAGAAACGUACAUUCGUUUAAAAAAAAUAAUUAAAAACAUCCGACUAUCGUUAUUAAUAAUAAAUAACCGAGCCUUAAAUUUAUCAACUCCAAUUUCUGAGUGUUAAAUACAAUUCGUAAACAAAGAGCUGAUAAGAUGUAAAUAAAAUAACGAAAAGUAUCGUGAACUUAAAAAAGAAAAAGAAACAUCUAACCUAACAGCGAGAUGCUUUUAAAGGAAAAAGCAGACGCGGCCUACUUGAUAGAAAAAUCAUCUUCGAAACGGAUUUAAAAAAAAAUCGAUCUUAAUAACGAAAGAACUCGUAAUAAAUCAUAUAACUUGUAUAGGAUCAAUAAUUAGAAAUGAACAAAAAAAAAAAAAAA
This is a messenger RNA of Bombus impatiens (common eastern bumble bee), 3317 nucleotides long. Its product is annotated as zinc finger and BTB domain-containing protein 12-like. The coding region runs from base 630 to 2084 and encodes 484 amino acids. Lineage: Eukaryota; Metazoa; Arthropoda; Insecta; Hymenoptera; Apidae. The record is from RefSeq and is a predicted model, not a curated record. Gene Ontology annotation, molecular function: protein binding; DNA binding. Gene Ontology annotation, cellular component: nucleus. The transcript has 12 exons. Gene Ontology annotation, biological process: regulation of transcription by RNA polymerase II.